GUCACAUAGGACGUGCAAAAUUGAAAUUAUAAAGAAAACAUCUGAGCACAACUCUUUGAUCCACCUAGAGAUAUGGAAGCAACAGCCAACAGGUACCCUGCGCUGAACAGAACUUAGAAGCUUUUGAUUUAACCUUGCCUUCAUCUCCAGGUAUCUAAAAUUAACAUAAUGUUUAUCAAGUAUUUGGGCUUCUGCUGUUUGAAGCAUACAAGUUCAUCUCAGAGACAGUAUCCAACAGUGAUAGAAGAGCUACGCCAUAAAUUUUCUCUGGUCAAGCUUAGAAAAUCAACCAACAACUUUGAUGAAAACCGAAUACUUGGAAGUGGAAGCAUUGGUACUGUAUAUAAAGGUUCUCUCCAACUCGAUGGUGCUACUGACGAUAGAGUUGCAAUCAAACAAAUUGAUGUGAGCAACAACCAAAAUCUUAAAGAGUUCAAGAACGAAAUUGAGAUGCUAUGCCAACUUCGUCAUCCUAAUUUGGUCAGUCUAUUAGGAUUUUGUGACCACAAAGACGAGAAGUAUGUCGUAUAUGAGUACAUGGCCAAUGGAUCUCUCCAUGAUCACCUAUAUUGUGGUGAUGUGAAAAGGGAACCACUAACAUGGAAGCAGAGGCUAAAGAUCUGCAUAGGAGCAGCACAUGGACUACACUACCUUCACACAGGUGCCAAGCGCCCCAUCUUUCAUCGUGACAUAAAUCCCACUAAAAUUCUUUUGGAUAGCAACAUGGUUCCCAAACUAGCAGACUUUCGGCUUUCUUUAAAAGGACCGCAUUCUACAUCAAAGCCAAAACCAAAGUCAAUAGUGAAAGAUGGCUUUCUAGGUACACAUGGUUAUGUGGCCCCUGAGAUUUCACAAAACAAUACACUAACAGAUAAAUGUGAUGUUUACUCCUUUGGUGUUGUUCUACUAGAAGUGGUAUGCACAGACAAGCUAAAAUUUGUUGAGAAGAGGCAAAGGCACCCUGUUGAGGUGAAUAUUGAUCCGAAUCUCAAAGGAAAUAUUGCACCAGAGUGUUGGGAAGUAUUUGUGGACAUCACAGAAAGAUGCUUGAACUAUGAUCCAAAUGAGCGACCAACAAUGGGUGAAGUGGAGGUGCAACUUGAGCUUGCACUGUCCCUGCAGGAAGAAGCAGAUAUCAGAAAUACUUGUGAUGAUUAUACCUUAUUAUCUAUGACCAUUAUUAAUUAAUCUUUGGCCAUGAGAGGCACCAACUUUAGCUGAAAACAGAAUCGAUGGAUGAUGGAACUACCAAGGUUGUCUCAAAGAUAACAGCGCAACUGGUUAUUGAAUUGCAAUACAGCAGAUGAGA
Molecule: messenger RNA, 1309 nt
Organism: Abrus precatorius (Indian licorice)
Lineage: Eukaryota; Viridiplantae; Streptophyta; Magnoliopsida; Fabales; Fabaceae
Product: putative receptor-like protein kinase At5g39000
Exons: 3
Coding region: 169-1188 (339 amino acids)
Biological process (GO): protein autophosphorylation
Cellular component (GO): plasma membrane; plasmodesma
Molecular function (GO): transmembrane receptor protein tyrosine kinase activity; ATP binding
Source: RefSeq, a predicted model, not a curated record